CAGUGCGCGGCCGGGACUGGCGGAGUCCUGCGCUGCAGCAUCACCUCCGGCAGCGUGGCGCUGGGCUGGCGGCGCAGCUCCGCGGCCAUGGGCGUGCGGGGCCUGAUGCGCUUCGUGGAGGACCGCGGGUCGCUGUUCACCGAGCUGCGCCUGGGGAACACCAAGCUGGUUAUUGACGGGAGCAGCCUGUACUACUGCCUCUGCUUCGCCUCUGCCUCCGACCUGCGCCGCGGCGGCGACUACGGCCUCCUCGCGGCCAUCGUGAGCGACUUCUUCGGCAGCCUGCGGCGCUGCCGCAUCGCACCCUUCGUGGUACUGGACGGCGGGCGCGACCCCGGCGACAGGAAGCUGCCGGUGCUGCGGGAGCGCGCUGCCGAGCGGCUGCGGACGGCCUGCGGGCUCUCCCGGGGCGGCGCCGGCGCGCUGGCGCCGCUGCUGGCCCGCGAGGUUUUCGUGCAGGCGCUGCGGCGGCUCGCCGUGCCCUUCGUGCAGUGCUUCGCCGAGGCCGACCGGGAGAUCGCCGGGCUGGCCAACCGCUGGGGCUGCCCUGUCCUCUCCCUCGACAGCGACUUCUGCAUCUUCGACCUGACGGGCGGCUUCUGCCCGCUGAGCCACUUCCAGUGGCAGAGCGUCUGCGCCGCCGAGGAGCCGCGGGGCUACUACGUGCCCGCCCGGCGCUUCUCCGUGGAGAGGUUCUGCAGGGCCUUCGCCCCGCUCGACAAGAGCCUGCUCCCGCUCUUCGCCGUCAUGAGCGGCAACGACUACGUGGGCCUAGCCGCCCUGGAGGUGUUCUACAGCAAGGCGCGGCUGCCGCGGGGCUGCGCCCGCCUGCGGGGGCUCCUCAGCUGGCUCUCGCAGUUCGCCGAGCCCGCCGAGGCCGUCAGCAGCCUGCUGCAGUACCUGAAGGCACAGCAGAGAGAAGAAGUACGGCAGCUGCUGUGCACGUCGAUGAAGGACUACACUCCCUCGGAGGUGAACCUGGAGGACUUCUUUGAGCACGGCAGGUAUGAGUGCGAGGCUGCCGGGAGCGUGGGCAUUCCGCAGUGGGUGCUGAGUGCUCUGGUGAGGGGGGAGCUGGACCCGCUCAUCAGCAAUGUCUUGCUGUUGAGAUCUACCUUCCUCCGUGUUCAAGUGGAGAACAUGCAGCGGCCGAGCGCGCACAGCACAGCCCUGCCCAUCCGGCAGGUCAUCUACGGACUGCUGCUGGGAGCGCCCCGAGGCAGCCGGGCUGCCCCUCCCGGGAGGCAGAGUAACGAGGUGCCAGUGGUCUGCGAAUUUGGCAGGCUCCAAAAGACAAUGCAGAAAACGUACGUUCAAGCAGCAAGCUUACCCACAGAGCUUUGUGGUGAUCCUUGUCCUCUGGACAAGCUAACGGAGGUGCCUGUGUCCUGCCGUCGGGCGCUCCUGCUGGAGACUUUAGGGGUGCAAGUGAGUUCCCUAGCAGCUGUCCCCAGGCACCUACAGCUCCCUGCUGCUGUGACCUGUCACUGGCUGCGCUGUUCACAACCACCAGUUAAGCUGCACCAGUUAAAGGCUUUGCUUCUCAUGAUAGUUUCUGGAGAACUGCAGAGGACAACAAAUGACCCAGUCUCUCCUGCUGAAGAGGACAGUGUUGCUUACAACCAGUUUCUGAAAUGGAAGGAAAAGAAGCUGCCAAGUGAAGAGUUUGAUCUGGAUACUGCUCACAGUUUUUGCCAGUGGCAGUGCUGUCUCCAGAUGGGCCUCUACCUCAACCAGCUCCUCUCUGCUCCUCUGGCUGAGCCAGACCUGAGUCGGCUUUACAACGGGAGCCUUGCCCACAGGCUGUGCCAAGAGCUGAAAUCAGCCCCUGCAGUGGAAAACCUCUUCAGUCCCUCUCCGAGCAUGACUGGGCUGUACCAGCUGCUGUUACAGACACUGGAGUCAGCUGUGGCUGCAGAGUGCUUUCAGAAGACAGCCAAGCCCACAUCUGGGUCCUGCAAGAAGAAAGCAUCUGGGAAGAGAAAGAAGCCUCCCAGAGUGGCUGUACCAGGAGGGCAGCAGCUGGGCACUGGGAACAGGUUUGCCUCCCUGCAACUGGAGGACUGAAAGUGUUGUACCAGGCCAGUGCAGAUGGGACUGGAAUCUGCUCAGCUCUUGGGACACAACUUCCUGCCUCCAUCUUUAGCAACAGUUCUUGCUUCAGGGAAUUUUUACUUGGCUUUUGUGACCAACACUUCCCCGAGAGCUGCUGGCUGCAGUGUUGUGCUUUAUCUUUAAAGGCACCUAACUGAAAAUGAGAACCAAGGUGGUCAGAUGGGUGGGUGAACGUGCCCAGAUGGCUCCCCCUUCAGCUCCCUCAGCGAGCCUUUGAGGUGGCUGCAGAUCAGGUCCAAGUGGAACUUGCCAAGUGUAAGACUGCAGCAGAACCACUGUCCUUGCUUGCUGACCAGGACCUUGUGCUUGGAGCCUUACGGGCACUGAGCUGUGCUGGGAGGGAGCUGCAGCUCCUGUCGCUGCCCCCUUGCUGUGAUCAGGCUAAAGGCAGGCACGGAGCCACCUUUCACAGCUUUGCUGAGCCAGACCAAUUGUGCCCAUCUCUCUCUCUGCUGAAGGGACAGACUCUUGCACCCCAAGUUCGUGUGGAGGACUGCUUCUGUCUGAAUGCUGCCUCCACUCUGGGCCACAAAGCCACUAUCACCCCGUGCACAGGAAGGGGAGGCUGCCUGCUUCCAAGGGGAUGUUCAGCUCCACCCAGCCACAGGACUGGUGGCUGCCUGGUGUUUGACUGGGGAGUGAUUUCUGGGAAACCAAGCCUGGCAGGGGGGCUGGACCCCUGGAGCAACCACUGGAGCCCCCCCAGCCAUGGUGCUGAGCAGGCACAGCAGCACAGCAUGGUGCUUGUGGCUAAACAGAAUCACUCUCAGCACAUGCUGAGGGGCUCCCAGAAGAACAUGCAGAUGUAAUGUGCCUGAGACAGCAACCCUGUGCUGGGCUGCAGCAAGAGCAGUGUGGGCAGCAGGGCAAGGGAGGGGAUUCUGCCUCUUUGUUCUGCUCUCCUCAGACCCCACCUGCAGUCCUGGGUGCAGUUCUGGAGCCCCCAGCACAAGGACAUGGAAGUGUUGGAGGCAGUCCAGCAGAGGCCACGAGGAUGCUGAGGGCUGCAGCAGCUCUGCUCUGAGGACAGGCUGAGAGAGUUGGGGCUGUGCAGCUUGGAGAAGGCUUCCAGGAGACCUUGGAGUGGCCUUGCAGGAUCUGAAGGGGGCUGCAGGAGGACUGGGGAAGGACUAUUGACAAGGUCUUGUAAUGACAGGAGAAGCAGGAAUGGGUUUAAAGUGGCAGAGGGCAGAUUGCAAAGAACUCCUUCCUAACAGGCAGUUCCAGUGAGGGUGGUGAGACACUGGCACAGGUUUCCACCCUUGGCCAUUGAAGAUUUGCCUGUGACUCACUAGAAUUCAAACCCAGAUCCUGCAUCACCUUGCAUUUUCAGUCCUGGUGAGCCCCCUAACUGCUGUCCAAGAGGAGUUCACUCACUUGGGUCCUGUAAGACUCUAUGAUCUUGCAGGGCAGUCUUGAUACUGUCACAGUCAUGUAGCACAUCCAUGGCACUCCUGAGAGCAGCCUUUAAGAGGCAGUCUGGGAGAGAAGCACUGAACAGAGAACUGCAGAUGGCAUCUAGGCUCUGACUGAACAGCAAAUGACCUUCACAACCUAUUUCUAAAGAGCAGAGCCUGGAGCCAGAUGACUUCAAAUAAAGUUGAAAGUUAAUGCU
Molecule: messenger RNA, 3730 nt
Organism: Pogoniulus pusillus (Red-fronted tinkerbird)
Lineage: Eukaryota; Metazoa; Chordata; Aves; Piciformes; Lybiidae
Gene: ASTE1
Product: asteroid homolog 1
Exons: 4
Coding region: 88-2067 (659 amino acids)
Source: RefSeq, a predicted model, not a curated record